Oldenlandia corymbosa var. corymbosa is the source of this 2438-nucleotide messenger RNA. Lineage: Eukaryota; Viridiplantae; Streptophyta; Magnoliopsida; Gentianales; Rubiaceae. The record is from the annotation of a GenBank genome assembly.
CCAAAUUUGAAAUACUACUAAAACACUAUAGAUAUAUGUUUGGAGGGAAAAUCUCAAAAAACAAAAAGGUAAAGAAAUGUCGCGGAGACGCCUUAGAAUUGUGUGUUCUUCUUCCGACGACGACGAAGACAUCGACGUCUCCCUUCAACCGCCGGAGCCGGCGUCGGAACCACCACUCUCUCACCAAAUUCCACCCAUUCUAGUUGAUGAUGACGAAGAAGAAGUACGAAUCGACCAGAUUUCCGACGACGAGGUUGGGAUUACUCUUCAAACCAUGAAUCUCAGCUCCGCCAAUUCAAAUUCCAAUUCCACCUCUGAAAACGACAAUCUUUCCCGCCUUAAUCCCAGCAUUACCCAGCCAACCCCUUUCCACAUUUCAGAUGACGAGAUGGAUGACGUCUUUCCCGACCCUGGCCCAGUAAACCCUUUUAAUUACGGGAACAAUCCUGUUUAUGACGGAAUUAAUGCGAUAUUGCGGAAAAUGGGGCUAGGGCUGAAGAGGGAAUGGUUGGAAGCUUGCAUUGGAGCCCUUCCAAGUUCCAUUCAAGGGUUUCUAGGUCUUGAUGAUUCUCAAAAGGCUAAGCUUUGCUUUGAGCAGUUUUUAUUUGCGGAUAUGAAUCACUGCGGCUCCGGAGUUCUUCCAAGGGAUGUGCAUAAAUUGCAUUUGGUUGAUCUCAAAGGACCCUAUAUUUUGCAGGUUGAUGAGAUGGUAAAUAUCAGUUCUCCACUUCGGACCAGGUAUCAGAAAGCAGCACCAGGGUCUAAGAGGUGCCUCAAACUAUCAAUGACAGAUGGUGUUCAGCGUGUUUUUGGCAUGGAAUAUAGACCAAUAAAAGAUCUUGAUGUUCUUUCUCCUGCUGGAAUGAAGAUUGCACUUUGCAAUGUUUGCGUAAGGCGGGGUAUUCUGAUGUUGGUUCCUGAAGUUAUUGAAGUUUUAGGUGGGAAAGUUGAGGAGUUGGAUGCGGCAAAACAGAGAUUAGUCCAUGAAAUAGAAAAGCCACCAAGGGGCAGAAGGGCAGGGAUGGUUCAGAAGUUAAGUGAAAGAGCUGCUCUGGCUGCAUGGCCACCUGAAACCCUCAAUGCACAAGACCCGGUUAACCAUUCACAAACAGCAACAAUGCGUUUUCAGGUUCACGUGCCAGGAAAUUUAUCUGGCAUUCCUGCUAGUGAUGGGAUCGAAGAGUACCAAAGAGGAAAUGUUGAAACUAAUCAGUCAUCUAUGGCUGGCACAUCCUGGGUUCCUUUUUCCACUGAGCAGGGCCAACCUGAUGGUAGCAUGAAUAUAGAAGUAAACAGCAUCCACGUGCCCAGUGAAGAAGCACAGCCUAAUAUAGAAGGAGAUGCAGAUGUCCAAGAAUUUCAAAUGAUUGAUCACUUUGAACCCCCUUAUAUGUUAACUGGAGAAAGAGAAUCCCCAUUUACUUAUCUGGCAAGUUUGUCAGCUAAGUGGGCUACUAUGAAAGACACUGUCUCCAAAGUCCAGGGGAAAGUGAAGUGUUUCCUUACUGGUGUAAAGGGAUUCCAGUUUAAAGGAAGAACCACCUAUGAGCUGCAAGCUUAUAUAGAUGAUGGCAGCCUAAUCACAGAGAUUUUUAUUGAUCAUAAUGUUGUGCAGAAUAGAAUAGGCUAUUCCCCUGAGGAGGUUAGCGAUGCAGUUACUUCUUCAGACAGCAGCCAAGCCAGUCAGAUGAGGGAGAUAUUGAAACAGUUUCAGUUUUUCUUGUUAAAUUUUGAGGGAACAAUGCUUGUUGAAAUGACUGCGGAAUCCUCAUUGCAUGUAGCCAUCGAAAUGGACCAGGGCUGCUCGGUUUCUGAUGCCUGGUCGCUGCUGCAAAGACUUAGGUCGUCUGCAUCUACUCAAAGACGACAGAGCUCUCAUUUGAAUGCUACCAACCAAUACCCCUUGAUUUGAAGAACAGAAGGUAAGGCCGUAGAAACUGAUGAAAGUAUCUUAUGCUAUUUAGUAGAUAUGGAGAAUGUAACCAUUCACCGCUGAGUAUCCUGUAAUUCACUCUGUGUAUUAAUUAGUCCAAAACUCUCUAAAGCAUAUGGUAACAGUAUUUUCUCUAAGCAUAUCAUUCAAUGCACAAACUGAAAAGGUGAACAGCAGACCCCAAUAUCAAACAGAAUAAUGAAAUACAGAAGAAAAUGAAAUAAAACUUAUAUGAACUUAUAUAGUCAUCUCAAAAAGGCUUUAUCCUGUUUAUUAAUAAGGGCAACUGCUGCAAUAAGGGGGCUUUGGGAGAAGUGAUUGGGACAGUGGAGUUCCCACACGUGUGAUCAGGGAAACUAACUUCGCGGUUGAUUAAUCAGCCUCCUUGGCAUUACAGGGCCUCUAGUUAGAGCUAUAUGUUGGGCACAACAUGAUAUAUCCUUGGCUUCUUUACCAUAGUUUUGAACUGUUUUCCUAUAAAUACAGCUAGGUUGUUGGUUUUCUA